AUGAAAAGACUUCCAAUAAGAAACAUCCGAUUGAAGAUUAUUCAAAAUCCUUGUAGGAACAUCCAUUUAACAAAAUAUAGCUUUUGUAGUACUAGAAAAUAUGAACAUUUCGUGAAUAGAAAAAAUGAAGAUAAAAUAUUUACUGAACAACUUGAUAAUGUAGAAUUUGAAGAUGAUAUUUCACCUAGUCUCACCUUCGACAUUACCAUAGAGGAAGAAAAAUGGAAGAAUAAGGAAGAAAUGGAAUACAAAAAAUUUAUGAACAAAAUGAAAAGUGGUAUGUCUGUUGCUAGCUCUACUGGGAUGUUUAAUUGUAACUCCUUAGGAGAUGCAAAUUCUGAAGAUGUCAAUUUAAACAGUGGAAAAAAGAUUGAUGGUGAUGUGCAGAGCUAUCUGUGUGCAGAAGAAGUAAUAGAUGAAUCGUGUAUCAGUGGACGAGGGGAUGAGAGUCAGCACGCAUCGAAUCAGAAAACAGAUCAGGAACUUUUAAAGGAGCUAAUUUAUGAAAGUCAACAAAGUACCAAAUCAGUUAUAGAUUCAGUAAAUAUUGUAAAUAGGAAAAAAAAUAUCCUUUUUGAGAUGGAAGAAACAGAUAUAAACAAGUUCUUCAACCGGGUACAUGAAAAUGUGGAAAAUGUUGGUUGGAAUAACUUGAUUGGGUUAAUAAAUCUGCUUAGCGAAAAAAAUAUGAAAAAUAGAAUUAGAGAUCUUUCUUAUGAAGUUGCUAAAUUUUUGAAAUUUGAAAAGGUAAAGAAGGAAUGUGAAGAUAACAAAUUGAAAAUAAAAUUUUGUCUUCAUUAUAUAACAAUGUUGAAUAAAUAUUCUUUAUAUUUUUCUGAAUUUUAUGAUUAUUUAAUUAUAAAAAUUAGUUAUAUGGACACAGAUGCAUUGGUUUUAUUUGCAAAUGAAUGUUUUAAGCAUAGCUUAAGGACUAAGCAUUAUAUGGAUAAGCUAGUUCCUGUAUGUAUAACCAAAAUCAGAGAGUUCAAUCUUAACCAUUUGAUGAGCUUGUGGCAUUCCUUUCAUCGAUUCUGUAAGGAAUAUUCUAAUUUUUACGAUAUGUCCUUAGAUGUAAUGGUAAGUAAUGUUUCUAAAUUUGAUUUACAAUUUUGUCAACUCUUGUUGAAUAUCUCUGCAAAUUUUAAGCAUUCUCAAAGGUAUCUUAAUUUUAUUUCCCUUAUAAGCACCCACAUCAGUUCCCAAAUAAUAAAAUUAACUUCUGAAGAAGUGGGUUCGAAACGGGAUCAGCAGGAGCAGGAGCAGCCCAAGCAGCAUUUACAGACAAGCAAAACGGAUUUGUUAAUAAGGCACAACCAAUUUUGUCAUCCUGACCAAAGCAAAAUGUUCACACUUAACCAAAACAGCGUUAAGCACCACCCCAGAUGUACCGAAUUCAUGAAAGAAGAGCGAGAGAAGAGCAACGACCACAACAGCCAUAGCCCCAAAAACAGUCAGUGCAACCAGAACAAUCACAACAAUCACAACAAGCAGAACAAGCAGAACAAGCAGAACAAUCACGACAAUCACAACAAUCACGACAAUCACAACAAUCACAACAAUCACAACAAUCACGACAAUCACAACAAUCACGACAAUCACAACGUCAGGAUGGAUACACAAGUGGGGAAGAAGCCCACCAGUAGUGAUGUAUUCCAAAGCCAGAAGGAUGCAUACAAUAUGAUGGAAAAUUCCUACUUGACCUUGCAUGCACCAAAAGAACCGAAUGAACUAAAUUUGGGAGGGAAUGCCAUAGGAAAAGGAGACCAAACGAUGGGCUACCCAAUGAUGGGUUACGCAUCCCAUUAUGGAGAAGAAAAAAUAAAAAGAGUUAUAGAUGUCACAAAAUGCUUGAAAUACUUGGAAUAUAACAAAAGAAACGGAGCAGAAGUAAAAAAGGUAGUUAAUGACAUUUACGAGUUACUGAGCGAAAAUGUAGAAUACAUACGAUUGUUAGAUGUAGAAGAUGUAGUAUAUACGAUCAGCUGUUUCUGCACGUACAACAAAAGAAUCGUCUUAUAUAACAACCUGCUAGAUGUGCUAUGUGAAAAGUCAAAUGAACUUUUACAUGCUAAGAAUAUUUCCUUGUGGAUAUACCCAUUAAUAAGUUUAUCGAAAAUUUCCUGGUAUCAUACAAAUUAUUUACGUAAUUUAUUUGAAAAUGUAAAAGACAGUUAUGUGUUGAAUAGACUAAGUGUUUUUCAAAUGUUAAAAUUGUUGUCGUCUGUUGUGAAAAUGAAUAUAUAUGAUGAACAAGUGUACAAAAUAUUAAUAGAACAGAUUUUUAAAGAAUGGGAUAUAAUUAAAAAAAAACUCAUAGAUAUAGCCACCUUUUUAUGGUCUUGUGCAUAUGUAAACAUAAUUUUUAAACCAUUAUUUGAUAAUUCUUAUGUAUUACUUCAAGAUUUGUUAAAAAAUAAAUCAUUCAGCACAGAAAAUAAUGUUAUAUAUAAAAACUGUUUUGUGAAUAUUACUUGGUCUUAUAUAGUAGCAAAUUAUCAUAAAACUCAGGAAAAUUUUCAUGAAAUUUUAAAUGUCACUUUUAUGAACAGAGAUCCAAAUGAUUCUCAAGCUUUUAAACGUUUACACCAAAUUGCCGAUGCAUGCUUUAAGGAAAUUCCACAAUGUUUAGUACACUUUGAUUCUGUUGAUGUUAUGUACAAAUAUUGCAUGCAUGAAAAAUGUAAAAUUCUUAGAAGUGAUUUUAGUAUAUAUAAAAAAGAAAAAGAUGCUAUCAAAAUACGAAAUAAAAUAUUGAAUGAAUUAGUUCAAAUUCUGAAAAUUUUUAAUAUUUCUUAUGAUCUCCAUUUUGAGCCGUACCAUAAUUCUCCAUAUAUAAUAGAUAUUCUACUAAACGAAAAAAUGAAAAUUGGCAUUUGUCUCUUUGGAAAGGAACAUCUAAUGAGGACAAUUGAUACGUCUCACUGGGAUUACAUGAAUAGCGGAUUUGUUUCCUUACAGUUACGUGUUCUUAAUGCACACGGUUGGCAGAUCAUCCCCAUCAACGCAGGGCAUUGGCUUCAGCUGAACUUUGAGCAGAAGAAAACGUUUCUGCACGAAAAUUUCCAGAACCACUCUGUGCUCAUAUGA
Messenger RNA from Plasmodium gonderi, 3087 nucleotides. RefSeq names its product RAP protein. The record is from RefSeq and is a predicted model, not a curated record. Bases 1 to 3087 code for a protein of 1028 amino acids. The transcript has 2 exons. NCBI's taxonomy places the organism in Eukaryota, Apicomplexa, Aconoidasida, Haemosporida, Plasmodiidae.